Molecule: messenger RNA, 1720 nt
Organism: Salvelinus fontinalis (brook trout)
Lineage: Eukaryota; Metazoa; Chordata; Actinopteri; Salmoniformes; Salmonidae
Exons: 3
Coding region: 114-1259 (381 amino acids)
Biological process (GO): negative regulation of endopeptidase activity
Molecular function (GO): endopeptidase inhibitor activity
Source: RefSeq, a predicted model, not a curated record
UCCUCCCUCCUUUCCUCCCUCCUUCCUGUUUUCAUCUCUCCCUCUCUGGCUCCUCUGGAUGAUAGUCAUUGUUUGUCUUCUCUUCGUUGGGGCAGCCUCAUCUCUCCUGAAGGAUGUCGGGCCUUCUGACUGCUAACUCCAGCUCUGUGCUCCUCCUGCUGUCUCUCUCCCUGGCCCUCCUCCUUCUUCCGGCGCUGCCGCUGGACGCUAAGUCACUGUCCGCUGCUCGUGGCGUGGGGGGGCGUGGUCUGGACGCCACAGGAGGCGGGGUCAGGCAUUUCCGCCGAGAUCUCCGUGAUUCACUGCCGUACGAGGCCGGGAUGAUGUCCUAUCCUGGCGAGUCGGCUGACGUCCUGACCCGGCGGGGGGGCAACGAGCUGCUCUAUCAACCAGAGGAGUGGAGGGGGCAGGGCUUAAGCCAUGCUGUGCAGCAAUUGGUGGAGAACGACGAGAGGCAUGAACAGGAAACGGCGUACCUGGCCGGGUUGCUCCGCCUCCUCAGUGAAGCUGAAGGAGCUGCCGGAGAGGAGGGAGGUGAGGAGGACCAGGGGCCAGGGGACUUCCAAGGGCCCUAUACCCGUGACUACGACGAGACAGAGCAGGGCAUGAGAAUGGGAAAGCCCCAGGCUGCAGCUCCAUGGCAGGGCCUACUGGACCCCCAGCUCACCCAGGCUCUGCUCAACAGAUACAGGCAGGAGAGGUUGCAGCAGCAGCCCGGGUUACCAGGUCUACCAGCCACCAUCAACAGGCUUACAGAUGACAGGCUGGAAACAGGCAGCCAGGACCGAGACCAGGAGGCUCUGAGAUACCUCGUGACCAAGAUCCUGUCCAACAUUAGUCCCAACAACCCCCAGGGUUCGUCAAGCCGCCGGGCGAGGAGGGACCUGGUGUCUGUAUCUGGUGGUGGGGGUGGAGGGGUCAGAGCAGCCUCAGAACCAGUCUUCCACAGGUCCCGUCGCUCCCUGGUCUCCCCUCCUACUCCUUCCCCCAGCCGGGAGCCCUCUCCGGGGCUUCUGAGGGUCAAGAGGCUGGGGUACAUGGAAGAGGGCCCUGUAUGGCUUGGGGGAGAGAGGGAGGGCCACAAGACCCCAAACCAUGCUGUGGGGUUACAGAGGAUGAAGAGGAUCGACGCCGAACUACAGGCCCAGCCUGGUGGGAGGCCCAGCCGCAGGAGAAGAGCCCUGAACUACGACCCCCAAGCCCUAACCCACGACCCCGAGCUGCUGGUCCAACACAUCCUACACUACCUGCCACAGUAGAGAGGGAGAGAUAGAGAGACAGUGAGAGAGACGGAGAGAGAGAAACAGAGAGAUGGAGAGAGAGACGGAGAGAGAGAUCGAGAUAGAGAAGCAGAGAGAUGGAGAUAGAGAAACAGAGAGAUGGAGAGAAACAGAGAGAGAUAUGGAGAGAGAGAAACAGAGAGAGAUAGAGAGAUGGAGAUAGAGAGAGAAACAGAGAGAGAUAGAGAGAGAUAUGGAGAGACAGAGGGAGAGAGAGCGAGAUAGAGAGAUGGAGAUAUGGAGAGAGAUAUAGAGGGAGAAAGAGAGAGAUAGAGAGAUAGAGAGAGAUAGAUGGAGAUAUGUAGAGGGAGAAAGAGAGAGAGAGAGAGAGAGAUAGAGAGAGAUAGCCUCAUGCUUAUUACCAGUAUAGUAACACCUUCUAACACUCUAUAUAUUAUAAUAUUCAUAAACGUCUUUGAAAUAAAGCUUCAAUCAAAAUA